This is a messenger RNA of Perca flavescens (yellow perch), 5086 nucleotides long. Its product is annotated as complement C3. Gene Ontology annotation, cellular component: extracellular region. The record is from RefSeq and is a predicted model, not a curated record. The coding region runs from base 1 to 5001 and encodes 1666 amino acids. Lineage: Eukaryota; Metazoa; Chordata; Actinopteri; Perciformes; Percidae. Gene Ontology annotation, molecular function: protein binding; endopeptidase inhibitor activity. The transcript is spliced from 43 exons.
AUGGGAUCAGGUCGAGUGAUGUGUCUGACCCAGCUGUGGCUGCUGGCUUUUCUGACCUUUUCUUCUCUGACUUUUCUAGCUGAUGGAUCUCCACUGAAGGUGAUGUCUGCCCCCAACUUGUUGCGGGUAGGAACACCAGUAAACAUCUUUGUGGAGUGUCAAGACUGCACCGGGGAUAAUAACAUCACGGUAGAAAUCAUCGUGGUGAACUAUCCAACAAAAACCAAAAGGCUGACAUCCACAUCUGUGACCCUUACUAGGGAAAAGAAAUUCCAGGACUUCGGACAAAUUACUAUCCCUGCUGGAGAAUUUAGUCAAGAUCCUAACAUAAAGCAGUAUGUGUACCUGCAAGCUCAGUUCCCUGAUGUAAAGCUGGAGAAACUCGUCUUAGUGUCCUUUCAGUCCGGGUACAUCUACAUACAGACUGACAAGACCCUCUACACCCCCAACAGCAAAGUUCAUUACAGGAUGUUUGCAGUGACGCCCGCCAUGGAGCCCGUAGAGAGGAAUAAUGAAACUGAUGCUUCUAUUGCCAUUGAGAUUGUGACCCCUGAAGGCAUCAUUUUACCACUUGAUCCAGUGUAUCUGAAAUCAGGGAUGCACUCUGGAGUUCACAAACUCAAUGAAAUUGUCAGUUAUGGACUUUGGAAAGUGGUGGCAAGGUUCCACAGCAAACCACAGCUGAGCUACUCUGCAGAGUUUGAGGUCAAAGAAUACGUGCUGCCCAGUUUUGAGGUUAAACUAAAGGUUGAGAACCCCUUCUUCUAUGUGGACAGCCAAGAGCUCACAGUCAACAUCAAAGCUACGUAUCUGUUUGGUGAAGAUGUGGAUGGGAUGGCCUAUGGGGUAUUUGGGGUUAUGCAUGGGGGUCAAAAAAACAGCUUUCCCAGCUCGCUUCAGAGAGUGCCGAUAAAGGGAGGUAAUGGAGUGGUCACUUUGAAGAGAGAGCACAUCACACAGACUUUUCAAAACAUCAAUGACCUGGUGGGGAGUUACAUAUUUGUAGCUGCUGGUGUGCUGACAGAGAACGGUAGUGAAAUGGUGGAGGCAGAGUUGAGAGGUAUCCAGAUUGUUAAAUCACCUUACACCAUCCACUUCAAGAGAACGUCCAGAUAUUUCAAACCAGGAAUGUCCUUUGACGUUGUGAUUGAAGUUGUACAUCCUGACAGCACUCCGGUACAAGGUGUUGUAGUAGUGGUCGAUCCGGGUAAUGUGCAGGGCCGCACUUCAGCCAAUGGAAUGGCAAGGCUUUCCAUCAAUACAUAUAAAAAUCCUGAACCAUUGAGAGUGACAGCAAAGACCAAGGAUCCUCGUAUUUCAUCUGAAAGACAAGCAUCAGCCAACAUGACAGCUAUCUCAUAUAGCACAAACAGCAACAAUUACCUCCACAUAGGUGUGGAUACAGCUGAAGUAACAUUAGGAGCCAACCUGAAAAUCAGCCUCAACCUCAACAGGCAGGAAAGUACAGAAAAAGACAUCACAUACCUGAUCCUGAGCAGAGGUCAGCUGGUGAAAUAUGGACAUUACAGGAACACAGGUCAAGUGCUGAUAUCCAUGAUAGUUACCAUUACCAAAAACAUGCUGCCAUCAUUCCGCAUCAUAGCCUACUACCAUCCAAAUGACAAUGAAGUGGUAUCAGACUCUGUUUGGGUGGAUGCAGAGGACUCCUGCAUGGGCUCGUUGAAGUUGGAACCAGAAAGACCCCACUCAUCCUAUGAGCCUCGCAAGAUGUUUACUCUGAAAGUCACUGGAGACCCAGGGGCCACAGUGGGACUGGUGGCAGUUGACAAAGGCGUCUACGUCCUAAACAACAAGCACCGUCUCAACCAGAAAAAGGUGUGGGACAUGAUAGAGACGUACGACACAGGCUGCACACCAGGUGGAGGGAAGGAUGGUAUGGGUGUGUUCUACGAUGCUGGGCUGUUGUUUGAGUCCAACACGGCUUCUGGGACUCCCUACAGACAAGAAUUGAAUUGUCCGGUCCCCAGCAGGAGGAAACGAGCUGCAACUAUAAUGGACGUCACAACCACCUUAGCGAGUCAGUAUGAAGACCAACUGCAACGUGACUGUUGUUUGGAUGGCAUGAGGAACACCCCCCUCACAUACACCUGUGAGAGGCGAGCGGAGUACAUCAGUGAUGGUGCAGACUGUGCCGCAGCCUUCCUGCACUGCUGCAAGGAGAUGGAAGCCCAGCGAGCUGAGAUGAAGGAGGAUAGCCUCCUACUGGCUCGGAGUGAGGAGGAUGACAGUUACUUGGACAGCAAUGAAAUUGUUUCUCGCACCAAGUUCCCUGAAAGUUGGCUGUGGACAGAUAUGAAACUGCCUCCUUGCCCUGAGAUCAAACCGAACUGUGACACCACAUCACUGAUGAAAAAUGUUCCUUUGCAAGACUCAAUCACAACCUGGCAGUUCACUGGCAUUAGUCUGUCAAGAACUCACGGUAUCUGUGUGGCUGAACCGUUAGAGGUCAUUGUCCGGAAGAACUUCUUCAUUGAUCUCAGGCUGCCAUACUCUGCUGUCCGUGGAGAACAGCUGGAAGUUAAAGCUGUCCUCCACAACUACAGCCCCAAUCCUGUCACCGUACGUGUGGAUCUCAUGGAUGUGCCACAUGUGUGCAGUGCAGCUUCUAAGCGUGGGAACUAUCGCCAGGAGGUUAAAGUUGGGCCCCAAGCUACAAAAUCUGUACCUUUUAUCAUUAUUCCCACAAAGGAAGGACAAUACCACAUUGAGGUCAAAGCAUCUGUUAAAGACCCAGCAGUCAAUGAUGGAAUCAUAAAGAUGCUGCAGGUGGUGCCUGAAGGUUUACUGAUAAAAUCUCCUCAUAUUGUAACUCUAGAUCCUGCAAAAAAAGGUGUAGAUGGUAAACAAGAAGAAAUUCUCAACAGUGGAAUUCCUAAGCAAUAUUUUGUUCCAAACACACCUACUAGCACACAGAUCUCUGUGACAGGAAAAAGGAAUGCAAAUGAACUAAAGAAUGACAUUAGUGGGAAAUCAAUGGUCAAUCUGAUCAAACAGCCCUCAGGCAGUGGAGAGGAGAACAUGAUCCACAUGACCUUACCUGUUAUUGCAACCACAUAUUUGGACAAAACCAACCAGUGGGAACCUGCGGAGAUUGAGAAACGUAAUGAAGCCCUCCAACACAUCGAAACCGGUUACCAGAAUCAGCUUGCUUACCGUAAAAAUGAUGGUUCUUUUGCUGUGUAUCCUGAUCGUGGAAGUAGCACCUGGCUGACAGCCUAUGUUGCCAAGGUGUUUUCCAUUGCCAGCAAUCUGGUGUCAGUUCAAAGAAAAGACAUCUGUGAUGCUGUUAAGUUUCUGACUCUCAACGUGCAGCAGUCUGACGGAUUUUUUACAGAAGUUGAAGCGGUGUCCCACAGAGAGAUGAUUGGUGAUGUCCACGGCAGAGAUUCAGAUGCCUCCAUGACUGCCUUCUGCCUCAUUGCCAUACAGGAGUCUCGCACACAAUGUGCUGCCACUGUUAAUAGUCUGCAAGGCAGUAUAGACAGAGCAGUGGCCUAUCUGGAAAAGCGUCUUCCCAGCCUAAUCAACCCAUAUGCUGUUGUCAUGGCAUCAUAUGCCCUGGCCAAUGAAAACAAACUGAACCAGGAGAUACUCUUCAAGUUUGCUUCCCCAGAGUUGUCCCACUGGCCGACACCUAUGGGACGUGUUUACACACUGGAGGCCACAGCUUACGCUCUCCUGGCUCUGGUCAAGGCCAAGGCCUUUAAAGAAGCCAGACCUGUAGUGAGAUGGUUCAACACACAGCGAAGAGUGAACGGAGGCUAUGGUUCAACUCAGGCUACUAUAAUAGUGUACCAGGCUAUAGCAGAGUACUGGACUAGUGCUAAAGAACCAGAGUAUGAUCUGAAUGUGGACAUCUUUUUGCCGGGCAGGUCAAAGCCUGACAAGUACAACUUCAACAAUGACAACCACUACGCCACCAGAACAUCUAAAAUAAAAGACAUAAACCGGAAUGUGAAAGUGACUGCCACGGGCACAGGAGAAGCAACGCUGACAAUGGUGUCGCUGUAUUACGCUCUGCCUAAAGAAAAGGAGAGUGACUGUCAGAGGUUUAACUUGUCAGUGCAGCUCUUCCCAGAGAAAAUGGAUGAGGAUGAGAAAAUAUACAAGCUGAAAAUAGAGGUUUUGAACAAGGACAGGGAGAGCAAUGCAUCCAUGUCAAUCUUGGAUAUUGGCUUGCUAACUGGCUUCACUGUGAACACAGACGACCUGAGCUUAUUAUCUAAAGGACGUGCCCGAACCAUUUCAAAAUAUACAGUGAACCCCGCCCAGUCAGAAAGAAGCUCAGUCAUCAUCUACCUGGAUAAGGUUUCUCACACACAACCAGAGGAGAUCACUUUUAGGAUCCAUCAGAAGCUGAAAGUGGGAGUCUUACAACCAGCUGCUGUGUCUGUCUAUGAAUACAACAACCAUCAAUCCAGUAACCAAACCCAUUGUGUGAAAUUCUACCAUCCAGAGAGGAGAGGUGGGCAGCUACUGCGGCUCUGUAGAAAUGAUCAAUGCGAAUGUGCAGAAGAGAACUGCAGUAUGCAGAAGAAGGGCAAUGUCAGCAAUGAUCAACGCACAGCUAAGGCUUGUGAGACUCAAGUGAACAGUAAAAUAGAUUUUGUGUACAAAGUGAGACUGGACAAUUUUACAGAUGGCUUGUCCACUGACAUUUACACAGUGCAGGUACUGGAAGUCAUCAAAGAAGGAAGUAAUGAUGUGGGUCCUAUGGGUAAACAGCGCACAUUUCUCAGUUAUCGGCACUGCAGAGCUGCUUUAGAUCUGAGAACAGGCAAAACUUACCUUAUCAUGGGCGCAUCCAAAGAUAUUUACAGAGACGCACGCAGCGAAUCGUAUCAAUAUGUGCUCGCUGAGAGAACCUGGAUUGAGUACUGGCCCACAGAUGUAGAGUGUAAAACUGCUGAAUACAAUCCUGUCUGUGCUGGCAUGUCGGAAAUGGUCCAACAGUACACACAACAUGGAUGUCAGCAGUAGUGACACAGAAGGACAUUUAUCACAGUAAGCACAGUGCUGUGAUAAGCCGAUUAAACACUUAGUUUAUUGACAGAACUGUUUUGAU